AUGUCUCCCAUCCCGGAUCGGGUACAUGCUUCGACGUCCCUCAUUCCUUUCCUUGACGGCGACUGUAGAGAGCUUUCUCUCUCCAUCCCAAAGCACAUCACAUCUUGACAAUAGGAAUGUCCUAUCCAAAAUCGACAGGUGCAGGUCGGAAAUUCUCCAUUAUACAAGGUAGAGAGAAUGUUGGGUGCAGGAGGUUUUGGGCUGGUCUACAUUGGACGAAGGGUGGCUGGUGGAUCUCAGGGCGAUGGGCCCAAUGCCUUUAAGGUUUAGUUUCAACCUCCCAUCACUCCUGCCAAGGGAAUCUUUAAAUACUGCUGUUUUAUGUUGUCUCUUUCAUUUUCCUGCGGUGGGUGUAGGUAGCACUGAAGUUUGAGCAUAGAAAUAGCACGGGUUGCAGAUUUGGCCCCCCAUAUGAAUGGCAAGUUUAUGAGUAAGAAGACACCCCCUACUGCUCUAAUUUAUUACGUAUUGUGUCGAUCUAAAACUACGUUCUUCAUCUGACUUUGUGAAUAUGGUUUUAGCCAUCUCAAGGGAUGCUAUGGAUUGCCUAGGGUGCACUACAAGGGCCGCCAAGGAGAUUAUUUCAUCAUGGUUGGCGUAGAGUCUUUCAUUUUAUUGUUUCCUCGAAUGAUGUUUUUUAUUGAAAGCUAAUUAUGAUAUUGUUGAUGAUGAUUGCUGCAGAUCAUGGACAUCCUUGGACCAAGUCUCCUGGAUGUGUUCAUAUCCAUUGGGCAAGUGUAAGAAAAUAAUCUUGACUUCAUAUUCAAAGUCAAUAUUCUGUUGAGAAUUGUGCUAUUGAGUUUGACUAACUCCUUGGACAGAAUGCCACCAAAUAUGGUGGCUUGUAUUGCUGUGGAGGCAAUAUCCAUCCUUGAGAAGCUACACCAAAAAGGGUACGUAUGGCUUUGUGGCAGUGUGAUAUUUUUUCAAUUAAAUUUUUGCAAAGGUCACAGUAAUCAAUUCAUUGCUCCCUUGUGCACUCCCCUCCCUCCCUCCACCCACACAAAAAAAAAAACAUGCCAGGUUUGUGCAUGGAGACGUCAAGCCAGAGAAUUUAUUGUUGGGUAAACCCGGAAGCUCAGGGGAGAAGAAGCUUUUUCUCAUCGACUUUGGGCUGGGUAUGUUGCUGCAUUCCAAUCACUUCUUGUUUUCACCUUUCGCACCUAUUGAUUUUAGAGUAGGGUUUGUUUUUCCAAGUAUAUAAACAAAUUCGUCUUGACUGAGAAGUCCCUGUCUGUAUCAACAUCAGUGAUAUUUUUGUGCUUUGUUCAGAGCCUGUACAAAUGCUAAUUGGUGUCAUUAAUAUUUUAAUCAGCUUCAAUGUGGAGGGACAGUUUGUCAGGCCAGCAUGUCAGCUUAUGCCAACAGCCAGAUAAUUUCAGGUUUUUUGGGAAACGAUAUUCUAUUUUUUCCCUAAAUUCUUAGCUAAGAGGAGGAUUCAUAAAAUCUUACCCCUACCUUACUAUCUAUCUCAUGUUCCCUAGGGGCACAACACGAUAUGCAAGCGUCCAUGCACAUUUAGGCCUCACAGCGAGUAGAAGAGAUGAUCUUGAGUCAUUGGCCUACACUCUGAUUUUUUUGAUUAAAGGAAGGCUGCCGUGGGAAGGCUAUCAGGUUUGCUUUCACCUCUACUUGUACAUGUUCUCCCAUCUCUUUGAUUGAUCACUUGCUGAUUCUUAUGCCAACUAUGUAGGGGAAUGACAAGAGGUUUCUAGUCUUCAUGAACAAGACUGUAACCUCCCCCGAGACGCUGUGUGGUGGCUGUCCCCCUCCUUUUGCACAAUUCCUUGAAGCAGUGAAGAAGAUACAAUUUGUUGAGCAGCCCACCUACUCGAAGCUCAUUUCUCUUUUUGGAAGCUUGAUAUGCCCCCCCUGCACCCUGUUAAAGACCAUUCGGAUUGAUGCAAUUUUGAAGGUGGUUGCAAACAUGACAUCACUGAAAUUACCUCACAUAUUUUUAUUUUAUGUCAGAUGGUUUUAUCUCUUUUUCAUGGCUCUAUCAUCUGUUGUUAAAUAGGCUGACCAUGUUUCCAACAGGUUCACCAAAAACGUGGAAGAUUGCAGGUAAAUAAUGAAGAAGAUGAGUGUCAUAGAAAGAAACGGAUAAAAUGUUUGAUUGAUGACAGACCAUGACCAUGUACAUGUAAGAAUAUAAAUAAAAUCUGUAAAGUGCCAAUUGAGAAAACAUAAAUCUCAUGACUAAAUUAUUUAUUAUUAUUGUUAUUAUUUAUUCAUAAAGAAAACGAUAGUUUAAAAGCCUCAUAUUAAGGGCAUGAAUAUAAUACUUUUUUAAUGUAAUCAUAGCUAUUGAUAAAGGUGUGUAAUUAAUAUUUAUGCAAAAACAGAAACUAUAUCAAUCAAUGAUAAUAAUACAAGACAAUCAUUUAGAGGGCGUGAGUAUAAGUAGAUAUUUAUAUCAUAGUUACUCUUGCUAGGAAUAUGUAUCAUUUAUUGCCAACAUUUAAACUUUAGAAAUGUUUUGUACCUACUAUCUAUUCACCUUGGAAAUGGCACCACUUUGGACGUAACCUAUUGAGUACAGGAAUAUAAUAUGUUUAAGUACGUUCACACUUACAAAUUAUCAGAAAUAAUUAUUAGACCGAUAAAUGUAAAUUUUAUGCAUAAAUAAUGAAUAUUACUUUUUUAUAAGAAAGCUGGCACAUAAAAAUACAGUAUUAAAGGGAAGAAAUCUAAUAUUAUUUCAUACAAUCAUAAUGAUUAGUUGCAAUGAAUAAUUACUAUAGUUUACCAAAAUGAAAAUUUUAUCAGUAAAUAAAUGAACACUACAAGUAUUGGAUUAAAUGGCACGAAUUUGAUAGUUUAGGUUAUAUUUAUAAUUACUAAUCACUAUGAUUAAAUAUUAUUUAUUAGAAUAUGUAAAGUUAUGAAGAAAUAAGAAUUAUGUAUUGGAAGCUUAUGUGUCCACCAAAGGACACACAUCCACCCCAUAAUGUGUUUAGAACCACAUGUAGUCCAAAACUAAAAGUAAUGUAAUGUCGUAAUUGGUUCCCAUCAUAGUAUAAGUAUGAUUUCUUUAGUGAUGAUCUAAAAAUUAAGAAGCAUCUAGAUUCAUAGAAGAUUGGGUAGAUAAAGAGGAGUUUGAAAUAAAAGUCACAUAGCUAUGCUUUGUAAUGUUUUCAAUUUGAAAAGCAUAUCUUGACAAAGUUAAAUCUUAUAUGAUUCACAUGGGUGAAUGUCAUCGUAUAUACUUUUUAUACAUUGCACCCUCUAGAUGUUUUCCUAAACUUGAAGCAAAAUGUACCCAUCGUCAAAUCUUGAUUCAUUCCAUUGAUGAGUGGAAAAUAAAUUUCUUGUCUAAAGUAGGACUUUUAGUAUAAGUAGGAAAGUUAAUGUAUUAACAAGUGUGCCGACCAUCACAUUUAUGAGGAUGAUGAAUUAAUCAUGGAAACUAUUUAUUGAAAAAAAUUAUUAUCUAUUUUGACUGUAGUCUAAUGUAAAAUUGUAAUUAAGAGUUACAUAAUUCUAUAUGCGACCCCUAUUAAAUGUUUUUGAGCCAAAUCUAUAUUGUAUAUAAAUUUGUAUAUAGUUUUACACAUAUAAAAUGAGAUUUUUGCCUUUUUAAGAAUACAUGUACAAUAUUUUCAAGUAAAUUGAUAAUAUUUUCAAGUACAAUAUUUUUACCUUUAUUAUUUUUUAAUAUAAUGUCUUUUUUUGUCAUAAUAGGAAACCACUGAUAAGUUUUCAUUAUCAUGACUUAUUAAUUAGUAAAUAAUAUAUUUUUAACCUUAACUCAUGAUAAAUAGACUUAUAUUUCUAUUAAAUUAUGAAAAAUAGUUUUCAAUUGAUUAAUGUGAUUUUUUUAGCUAAUUAGAUAAGUUUUUUAUGUAUUUAUAUGAUUUUUAUAAUCCUAUUUUUUGAGAUAAAUCAAGAAAAAGAAAUUAAAAUAAAAAUAUAGCAAAAAGAGGGGACCUAUCAGCCAACUAGGCCUGCAAGUAGAUCAGAAGGGUAGUCAGGGGGAGCCGUGAGCAAGGGCUUGGGUGACUAGGACCAAUGGAGCCAUGUGUGCGCCACUCCCUUUCCACGUCACCGGUGGCCAGCCAAGACUGAGGCAAAGAGUGGUUGUACAUGUGAGAGAAAUAUACUCAUUACUUGUUGACGUGACUCAAUCAUUGUAUAUUAAAUCACGCAAAUCUAAAAUUUAUAAAACUAGAAAAUAUGAACUUUUAGAUAUUUAGAAGUAUUUCUAAAUAAAUAUAUCAAUUAUAAUUCAAUAAAACUUUCAUAAAUAGCAAUAAUUUUACAGGUCAGGCACAGAGAUAUAAUAUAAUAUCUGGUAUGUAUUCAUAAUUUUUCUCAAUGAAUAUGAUUUUCUAUAAAUUUUAUACUAAGAAAUAAAAAGAAAAUAUAUUUAAAAUUCACAAAAAAGGAAAUAAGGGUGCGGAUGUCAAGAUGACAUCAGCGCCCUGCGAAUGCGAAUCGGGCAGAAAUAGAAUUCCGCCCAAAAAUUCUUAUGUAAGUGAUUAUAGAUGAUUUAAUUAAUCAAAUUAAGAUCUGUAAAAGCCAAAAGAAUCAUAAUAGAAUGAAGUAUAUUUUGGUAAAUUAAAAUAGCAAAAAUUAUCACUAAUUUUUAAUGAAGCGUAAAGUAAGUUGAAAGUAAGAAAACAAAGUUCCGACGUCACGACAACGAUGCAUCGACGAUACACUGGAAUCUUGAGCAUUGGGGAGGAUCGUCGUGUAAUGUCCACACCCUCGAAAGCUCUCCUUGGACAAAGACAAUGUGGGCAAUCUCUAAAUCUCCUUGUGAAGUCUAGAGAUCAAUGAAGUAGGUUGUCGAAUCGUCUCCGACAGGUGUCACCCGGUGAAGUAGAAAAAUAACAACUUUGUGGCUCUCUAGUGACUAUCACUCGACAGAGAGGAGCUAGAUGGAGGUGGGGCACAUGUUAGGGAGCUUCAUCCUCAGGUCUGCAUAGCAAGAGGAGGCUUUUCAUCGCAUCUGGUAUGCUCUCAAGAAGUGGCCACUCGUCUCCCAACAGAUCGUCCUCUUCCCAACGACGGCUUGUUCGUCAAUCAAUCAGAGAUACUUUACUUGAUAGAUUUGCAAUCUUUUUAUCGUGAAUCGUUCAAUAGUUUUGGUAACAAUACUCCGCAAAUGUUGAUGAGAUUUUCACUAAUGAUCUAGCGAUUCUGGUUGCUGAAUCCUUCACCAGCGAUCUACAAGAAAGUCGUGAUAAUCAGAUUAAAAAAAUACGAGUUUUGGCUCUAGGAGGAUUCGAACCCGCGCUGGUUGCCCGCCCCCCUUCUGAGGAAGGUGUGACACGGGUUUAGUCCCACAUCGAUUGUGCACUGAAUUUUCGGGCGAAUAUAUAGUAAUGUUAGAUUUCUAAGCAAAGUCUCUUCUCUCACAUGUACGACCACUCCUUACCCCAUAGCCGAUUGGCCACCGGUGAUGUGGAAGGGGAGUGGCACACACGUGCCCCUAUCUAUCCAAGCCGCUCAAGCCCUUGCUUGCGACUACUCCCUGACUAUGCUUCCGACCCGCUUGCAGGCCCAGUUGGCUGGUAGAUCCCCCUCAUUUUGUCUUAUUUUUAUUUAUUUAUUUAUUUUUCAUCAUUUAUCUCAAAAGUAAGAUUGUAAAAAUCAUAUAAUUUCAUGUAAAAUCACAUAAUUACCUAAAAAUUCACAUUAAUUAACUGAAAACCACUUUUCAUAAUUUAACGCAAAUAUAAGUCUAUUUAUUAUGAGUUAAGGUUAAAACUAUAUUAUUUACUAAUUAUUAACUCAUGAUAGUGAAGACUUAUCACUUGUAAAUGUGAUAUUACUAUAUAUUCGCCUAAAACUUUGGCACACAAGCAAUGUGGGACUAAACCCACAUCACACCUUCCCUUGAAAGACUUUGAAGGUUUUAAGACCUAAAUUACUCCUUAGUUAUAAUAGAGAUAUACUAUGACGAUGUCACUUGAUAAGGGUAUUAGAGUAUUUAUUUUAAUCUCUCUCAUGUAGGCGGGCAAUCAGCACGGGUUCGAAUCUUCCUAAAGCCCAAUGAAAGAUUAUCUCGACUUUCUUAUAGAUCACUAGUGAAGGAUUAAGCCACUAAAAUUAUUAGAUCAUUGGUAAAAAAAAUUCAACGCAAUUCGCAAAGCAUUGUUACUAAAAUUGCUAAAAAACAAUUCACGAUAAAAGGAUCAUGAAUCCAUCGAGUAAAUCAUCUUUGAUUGAUCGAUGAACAAGUUGUCAUCGAGAAGAGGACAAUCUAUCAAGAGACGAGUUGCCACCUCCUGUGAGCAUACUAGAUGCGAUGAAGUGCCUCCUCUUGCUGCAUAGACAUGAGGAGGAAGCUCUUUAACACACGCCCCACCUCCAUCUAACUCUUCUACGUCGGGUGACAACUGCUAGAGAGUCACAAAGUCAUCAUUUUUUCAUUUCACUGAGUGACAGCUGUCGGAGAUAAUUUGACGACCUAUUUUAUUGAUCUUUAUAUUUCACAAGGAUAUCUAGAGAUUGCCCACGUCGUCCUUGUCAAAAAAGAGCCUUUGAGGCCGUAGACACUGCACAACAAUCUUCUUGACUGCUCAAACUUCUCGUACAUCAUCGACACAUUGUUGCCGUGAUGUUAGAACUUUAUUUUUCUACUUUCAACUUAAUUUCUAAUUCAUUUAGUGACAAUUUGUGUGAUUUAAAUUUACUAAACUAUAUUUGAUUCAAUUACGAUUCUUCCACCUUUUACAGAUCUUAAUUUGAUCAAUUAGAUCGUCUGUAAUUGCUUACACAAAAUUUGCUAGACAAAACUCUAUUUCUAUUUGAUUCACAUUCGUCAGGCGCUGACAUCAUCCUAACAUCCAUACCCUUAUUUUCUUUUUUCACAAAUUUAAGUAUAUUUUAUUUUCAUUUCUCAUAAAAAAAUUAUAUUCUUUGAGAAAAAUAUUAAAAAGUUACCCAAUAUUAUAUUACAUCUCUAUGAUCGACUUGGAAAAUUACCACUAAUUUUGUAAAUUUGAUUGAAUUAUAAUUGAUAUAUUUGUUUAGAAAUACUUCUAAAUAUCUAAAAAUUAAUAUUUUCUAGUUUUAUAAUUUUUAAAUUUACGUGAUUUUUAUUUUUUAUUUUUUAUUUUUUAAAAUUUACGUGAUUUACAAUACAACAACUAAGUCAUGUCAAAAGGUUUGUCAACUUCCUAUGGAGAUCGAACAUAGCCUAUUAGGUUAUAAAGAAUCUUAAUCUCUCUUUAGACGCCAUAGGUAAGCACCAUAUGUUGCAGUUGCAAGAGCUUCAAGAACUACCCAAUGAGAUGUACGAGAAUUCUGUGAUUUACAAAGCAAAAAUGAUGGCUUUUUAUCACAAGAAGGUUAGCAAAAAGAGUUUUCAUGAGCAUCAAAAAGUUUGGCUUUACAAUUCUAGAUUGA
Messenger RNA from Spirodela intermedia, 7359 nucleotides. Lineage: Eukaryota; Viridiplantae; Streptophyta; Magnoliopsida; Alismatales; Araceae. The record is from the annotation of a GenBank genome assembly.